This is a messenger RNA of Oldenlandia corymbosa var. corymbosa, 1303 nucleotides long. The record is from the annotation of a GenBank genome assembly. Lineage: Eukaryota; Viridiplantae; Streptophyta; Magnoliopsida; Gentianales; Rubiaceae.
UUUUCAUUUUCACCUCAUCCAUCUUCCUCCUUUUCUUUUCUUCCCCAAACCAAAAAAGAAAAAAAAAAGAAAAAAAAAGAAAAAGGAAAAAAAAGAAAAGCCCUGCAGCAACAAACAAUGGGGUCUCAAAACAUGCCUCAGGGAAUCAACCUGGUAUUCCUGGUGGCUACAUUCUCUGUUCUCAUCAUUAUCAUUGGUGACCAUAAUGUGGCUGCACAUUUAGCCCCGGAGGCCCCUGCUCCUUCUCCAUCUUCCCUUCCUCCAUUAAGCUAUAUUUCCUACUCUCCCGCUGACGCCCCCUCCGGUGCUCCAUCCGACGCCCCGUCUUCUUCACCGCCAUUGUCACCAGGAGGAGGUGAUGACGGUGGCUUCUCUGGUGGAGCUGGAGGUGACGGUGGCUUCUCCGGUGGCUUCUCCGGCGGCGCUGGUGGUGGUGUCGGGAGUGAAUUCGGGGCUUCCCUGCCCGCAUCAUCGGACUUCACGUCAUCGGCGUCAUCAGAUUUCAAAUUCGAUUUCAAGACGGGGUUCAAUUUCGACGUCGACUUCAACCUCAUGGACGCCUUCAAGGCCGACCUGUCAAAGCUAACCGCCGGGUGCGACGAGCGGAUUAAAAAGAUCUGCCAGAACACGGAUUACCCGGAGAUCUGCCUGGCCACAAUCGUGCCGAUCUUGAAAGCAUCUGGCCAUACCGGUGCCAAACUCAGCACGAUGGACAUCUGGGAACUCAACACCAAGAUCGCCUACGGAUUCGCCAACUUCUCCCUCGGCGCAUUGGACAGGUUCUCCAAAACUCCGGGUCUUCCGGAGGACGUCAAAACCGCCCUGGAUAUAUGCGGGGAAAGCUUCUCUGACGUUCUGGACUCUCUGGAGAACGCCGUCGACGCGUUUUCGAAACACGAUAUCGGAACCGUUAGCACCAUGCUCAGCGCCGCCAUGACCAACUGCGGCGACUGCGAGGAGGCGUUCAAAGGGCUGAGCUACGACUGCCCGGUUGCCGGUUUCGCCGACAAACUCUCCUCCGUCAGCAGCAAUUCCCUUGCUAUUGGCUCCGCUUUCAUGACAGUUUAAAAACUAUAAUAUAUAUACUGUCAUUUUUUUUUCAUAUAUUAUAUUAUACAUAUAUAAAGAAAAACAAAAAAUAAAUAUAUAUGUACUAACAAUGUAUAGUACGUUGUUGAACAUGAAUUAAUCCAAUUUGUAUGAGCUACUUAUCAUUUUUGUUGUUGUUGUUGUUAUUGUUGUUUCUUUUUUCAAUUCCGUUUUAUUUUAGUAAGUGAGAAUUUUAAAUUUCCUUUAGUAUAAA